Balaenoptera ricei (Rice's whale) is the source of this 3828-nucleotide messenger RNA. RefSeq names its product adenylate cyclase 4 (gene ADCY4). Gene Ontology annotation, biological process: adenylate cyclase-inhibiting G protein-coupled receptor signaling pathway; adenylate cyclase-activating G protein-coupled receptor signaling pathway; intracellular signal transduction. The record is from RefSeq and is a predicted model, not a curated record. The coding region runs from base 127 to 3438 and encodes 1103 amino acids. NCBI's taxonomy places the organism in Eukaryota, Metazoa, Chordata, Mammalia, Artiodactyla, Balaenopteridae. Gene Ontology annotation, molecular function: adenylate cyclase activity. Gene Ontology annotation, cellular component: plasma membrane. The transcript is spliced from 26 exons.
GCCCGGGGCUCAGAGCUAAUAGCCUAGCAGCCCGUGUGACUCCAAAACCUGCCCUGGGGUUAGCCCGUUCAGCUGCGGCACCCCAGGGGUCACCCCAAGGCGGUGUAGCUCUGGGCAGGGGAGACCAUGGCCCGCCUCUUCAGUCCGCGGCCGCCUCCCAGCGAAGACCUCUUCUACGAGACCUACUACAGCCUGAGCCAGCAGUACCCACUGCUGCUACUGCUGCUGGUGAUCGUGCUCUUCGGGCUCUUGGCGCUGCUCGCUGUUGCCUGGGCCAGUGGCAGGGAGCUGGCCUCAGACCCGGGCUUCCUGACCACUAUGCUGUGUGGGCUGGGCGGCUUCUCGCUGCUGCUGGGCCUGGCUUCCCGCGAGCAGCGAUUGCAGCGCUGGACGCGUCCCCUGUCGGGCCUCGUGUGGGCAGCGCUGCUCGCGCUAGGCCACGGCUUCCUCUUCACCGGGGGCGUGGUGAGCGCCUGGGACCAGGUGUCCUUUUUCCUUUUUGUCAUCUUCACCGUGUACGCCAUGUUGCCCUUGGGCAUGCGGGACGCCGCCGCCGCGGGUCUCGCCUCUUCACUCUCACACCUGCUGGUCCUCGGGCUGUAUCUUGGGCCUCAGCCGGACUCACAGCCCGCGCUGCUGCCGCAGCUGGCGGCAAACGCGGUGUUGUUCCUGUGCGGGAACGUGGCCGGAGCAUACCACAAGGCGCUGAUGGAGCGCGCCCUGCGCGCCACGUUCCGGGAGGCGCUUAGUUCCCUGCACUCCCGCCGGAGACUCGACACCGAGAAGAAGCACCAGGAACACCUUCUCUUGUCCAUCCUUCCUGCCUACCUGGCCCAAGAGAUGAAGGCGGAGAUCAUGGCACGGCUGCAGGCUGGACAGGGGUCACGGCCAGAGAGCACCAACAACUUCCACAGCCUCUAUGUCAAGAGGCACCAGGGAGUGAGCGUGCUGUAUGCUGACAUCGUGGGCUUCACGCGGCUGGCCAGUGAGUGCUCCCCUAAGGAGUUGGUGCUCAUGCUCAACGAGCUCUUUGGCAAGUUCGACCAGAUCGCCAAGGAGCAUGAAUGCAUGCGGAUCAAGAUCCUGGGAGACUGUUACUACUGUGUCUCCGGGCUGCCGCUCUCGCUGCCGGACCACGCCAUCAACUGCGUGCGCAUGGGGCUGGACAUGUGCCGGGCCAUCAGGAAACUUCGGGCAGCCACCGGCGUGGAUAUCAACAUGCGUGUGGGUGUGCACUCAGGCAGCGUGCUCUGCGGGGUCAUCGGGCUGCAGAAAUGGCAGUAUGAUGUCUGGUCCCAUGACGUCACUCUGGCCAACCACAUGGAGGCGAGUGGAGUGCCAGGACCUCCAGGAAUGAUCCUCGAAAGAAAUGAGAGAUUUGGAAGCCCUCCCUCCUGCUUCCCACUGCCCCCUCCUUCCAGACGAGUACAUAUCACAGGGGCUACGCUGGCACUGCUGGCAGGGGCUUAUGCUGUGGAGGAUGCAGCCAUGGAACACGGGGACCCAUACCUUCGGGAGCUAGGGGAGCCGACCUACCUUGUCAUCGAUCCCCGGGCUGAGGAGGAGGACGAGAAGGGCACUGCAGGCGGGUUGCUGUCCUCUCUUGAGGGCCCCAAGAUGCGUCCAUCACUGCUGAUGACCCGCUACCUAGAGUCCUGGGGUGCAGCCAAGCCUUUCGCCCACCUGAGCCAUGUGGAGAGCCCUGUGUCCACCUCCACCCCUCUCCCGGAGAAGGCCCUGUCUUCCUUCAGCCCCCAGUGGAGCCUGGACCGGAGCCGUACCCCCCGGGGACUAGAUGAUGAACUAGACACCGGGGAUGCCAAGUUCUUCCAAGUCAUCGAACAGCUCAACUCUCAGAAACAGUGGAAACAGUCAGAGGACUUCAACCCAUUGACACUGUACUUCAGAGAGAAGGAGAUGGAGAAAGAGUAUCGGCUCUCUGCACUCCCCGCCUUCAAAUACUAUACAGCCUGCACCUUCCUGGUUUUUUUCUCCAACUUCAUCAUCCAGAUGCUGGUGACAAACAGGCCCCCAGCUCUGACCAUCACCUAUAGCGUCACCUUCCUCCUCUUCUUCCUCCUCCUCUUCGUCUGCUUCUCAGAGCACCUGACGAAGUGUGUCUUGAAAGGCCCCAAGAUGCUGCACUGGCUGCCCACACUGUCUGUCCUGGUGGCCACACGGCCCGGACUGCGAGUUGCCCUGGGCACCGCUACCAUCCUGCUCAUCUUCUCCAUGGCCAUUACCAGCCUGGUCUUCUUACCGGCAGCAUCAAACUGCCCUUUCCGGGCUCCCAAUGUAUCCUCCACGGCUUCCAACCUCUCCUGGGAGCUCCCUGGGUCCCUGCCUCUCAUCAGCGUCCCAUACUCCAUGCACUGCUGCGUGCUGGGGUUCCUCUCCUGCUCCCUCUUCCUGCACAUGAGCUUCGAGCUGAAGCUGCUGCUGCUCCUGCUGUGGCUGGCAGCCUCCUGCUCCCUCUUCCUGCACUCCCACGCCUGGCUGUCCGACUGUCUCAUCGCCCGCCUCUAUCUGGGCACCUUGGACUCCAGGCCAGGGGUGCUGAAGGAGCCUAAACUGAUGGGAGCGAUCUCCUUCUUCAUCUUCUUCUUCACCCUCCUGGUCCUGGCUCGGCAGAAUGAGUAUUACUGCCGCCUGGACUUCCUGUGGAAGAAGAAGCUGAGGCAGGAGCAGGAGGAGACAGAGACGAUGGAAAACCUGACUCGGCUACUCUUGGAGAACGUGCUCCCCGCGCACGUAGCCCCCCAGUUCAUCGGCCAGAAUCGGCGCAACGAGGACCUCUACCACCAGUCCUACGAGUGUGUUUGUGUCCUCUUCGCCUCAGUCCCAGACUUUAAGGAGUUUUACUCUGAAUCCAGCAUCAACCACGAGGGGCUAGAGUGUCUGCGGCUGCUCAAUGAGAUAAUUGCUGAUUUUGAUGAGCUGCUCUCCAAGCCCAAGUUCAGUGGGGUGGAGAAAAUCAAAACUAUCUGCAGCACCUACAUGGCAGCUACAGGCUUGAACGCCACCUCCGGACAGGACGCACAGCAGGAUGCUGAGCAAAGCUGCAGCCACCUUGGCACCAUGGUAGAGUUUGCCGUGGCCCUUGGGUCUAAGCUGGACGUCAUCAACAAGCACUCAUUCAACAACUUCCGCUUGCGUGUGGGGUUAAACCACGGACCUGUAGUGGCCGGAGUGAUUGGGGCCCAGAAACCACAAUAUGACAUCUGGGGCAACACGGUGAACGUGGCCAGCCGAAUGGAGAGUACAGGCGUCCUGGGCAAGAUCCAAGUGACCGAAGAGACAGCCUGCGCCCUGCAGUCCUUAGGCUACACCUGCUACAGCCGGGGCAUCAUCAAGGUCAAAGGCAAAGGGCAGCUCUGCACCUACUUCCUGAACACAGAUUUGACACGAACUGGACCUCCCUCGGCCACCCUCGGCUGAGAACCCCACCCCCUCCUCCCACCUAUAAGAUCCUCCAUAAAGAUACUCUGGUAUGUCUGGUUUAGAAUUGAUGUCAGAAGCUACUAGUAUAUCUGGGGAGCAUCUUCUCCUCGCCUCUCAGUAGUAUGGCUUCUUCUCAGGCCAGACUGAGUGUUCGUGUGCGUGCAAGUGUGAGCAUGAGUGUGUUAAAAAGGAGUGAUUCUUUCUCACAAGCUCAGCAAGACGACUGCCUCAGCCUCCCUGCCUGCCUGCCAACGUGAUUCCAGUGUUUUGUACCCUUGGAAGCAGAAAGGAUUUUAUCCACAUGACUCAAAACAAAGACUUGUCCUUUCCUGCUCCCCAUCCACAAAUACUGGAAAGAAUCUCCAGUAAAAUAUCAUUUGAUCUUUA